UUCUCAAACUCUCUCAAUAGUAAGAGAAGUCUCAUCACUCCUCGGAUCCGGCAUGGCUCCUCCCACGCCCGCCGCCGCCCAGCGCUCUCCAUCUCCCUCUCAACCAUCGGGCAAAUCCGAGGUCACCGAUCUCAAGCUCCAGCUCCGGCAGCUGGCCGGAAGCCGCGCUCCCGGAUCGGACGACUCUAAGAGAGAUCUCUUCAAGAAGGUGAUCUCGUACAUGACGAUCGGGAUUGACGUCUCCUCGGCGUUCAGCGAGAUGGUGAUGUGCUCGGCGACCUCGGACAUUGUCCUCAAGAAGAUGUGCUACCUUUAUGUCGGGAAUUAUGCGAGGGGAAACCCUGAUCUCGCUCUCUUGACCAUCAAUUUCUUGCAGAAGGAUUGCAGGGAUGAGGAUCCGAUGAUUAGGGGUUUGGCCCUGAGGAGUUUGUGUACAUUGAGGGUGGAGAAUCUGGUGGAGUACUUGGUGGGCCCUCUAGUGGCGGGUUUGAAGGAUAGGAGUGGGUAUGUGAGGAUGGUGGCAGCAAUUGGGGUCAUGAAGCUGUAUCACAUCUCGCCACAGACAUGCUUGGACUCAGACUUUCCAGCUAUGUUGAAGGCCUUAAUGCUUAAUGAUCCUGAUGCUCAGGUGGUUGCGAAUUGUUUGACAGCUUUGUCGGAGAUAUGGAACUUGGAGGCUGGUUCUGACGAUGCAUCCAGGGGAAGAGAAGCUCUGCUAAGCAAGCCUGUAGUGUACUAUCUCCUUAAUAGGAUAAAGGAUUUCAGUGAAUGGGCACAAUGUCUUGUACUCGAGUUAGCAUCUAAAUAUAUUCCCAUAGAUAACAAUGAGAUAUUUGACAUAAUGAAUCUACUCGAGGAUAGACUUCAACAUGCUAAUGGUGCAGUUGUUUUGGCCACAAUCAAGGUGUUUCUGCAUUUGACAAUGUCCAUGACUGAUGUUCAUCAACAGGUCUAUGAGCGCAUCAAAGCACCUUUACUCACUCUGGUGAGCACAGGAAGUCCUGAGCAAUCUUAUGCAGUACUAAGCCACCUUCAUCUUUUGGUGAUGCGAGCUCCAAUGCUUUUCUCAUCAGACUACAAGCAUUUCUAUUGUCAAUACAGCCAGCCAUCAUAUGUGAAGAAAUUGAAGCUCGAGAUGUUGACUGCUAUUGCCAAUGAGAGCAAUACUUAUGACAUAGUGACUGAGUUAUGUGAAUAUGCUGCAAAUGUUGACAUUCCUAUUGCAAGAGAGUCAAUUAGAGCAGUUGGAAAGAUUGCACUACAGCAGUAUGAUGUAAAUGCAAUUGUUGACAGGCUUCUUCAAUUUUUGGAGAUGGAGAAGGAUCACAUAACUGCUGAAACACUGGUAUUGGUUAAAGACCUUUUGAGGAAAUAUCCUCAAUGGAGUCAUGAUUGUAUUGCAGUUGUUGGGAAUAUUAGCAGCAAAAAUGUUCAAGAACCUAAGGCCAAAUCAGCUCUGAUAUGGAUGUUGGGGGAAUAUUCCCAAGACAUGGAUGACGCUCCGUACACUCUUGAAAAUCUUGUGGAGAACUGGGAUGAUGAGAAUGAUGCAGAGGUUCGUUUGCAUCUUCUUACUGCAUUAAUGAAAUGUUUCUUUAAAAGACCACCAGAAACACAGAAGGCCCUAGGUGCUGCUUUAGCAGCUGGUCUUGCUGACUCUCACCAGGAUGUUCAUGAUAGAGCGUUAUUCUACUACAGACUUUUGCAAUAUGAUGUAUCAGUUGCAGAACGUGUAGUGAAUCCUCCAAAGCAAGCAGUUUCAGUCUUUGCUGACACUCAGAGCAGUGAAAUCAAGGACCGCGUAUUUGAUGAAUUUAACAGCCUUUCAGUUGUGUACCAGAAGCCCUCUUACUUGUUCACUGACAAAGAACAUCGCGGGCCAUUUGAGUUCUCGGAAGAACUAGGGAAUAUAUCUGUGGGUGCAGAUCCUACAGAUAAUGUGAUGCCUUCCCAGGGAUAUGACGCAAGUGAUAAUGAUCUUCUUUUAAGUACUUCGGAGAAAGAAGAAAGUAGAGUGCCUCUCACUAAUGAUUCUGCGUAUAAUGCACCUAAUUUCAGUACCUCUUCGGUACCUCUAAUUGAUACCCAAGUGCAAUCAGGUACUUUGACAAAUACUUCAGAGCCCACUUUUGCUAUUGAUGAUCUCCUUGGGCUAGGUGUAUCUGUUGCUCCGCCUCCGCCUCUGCCUUCAUUAAGGCUCAAUCCUAGAGCAGUUCUUGACCCUGGCACUUUCCAAAAGAAAUGGACUCAAUUGGCUAUAUUCUUGCUCACAGAAUACUCUAUGGAACCCCAAGGGAUAGUGGCAUUGACAACACCUCAGGCUCUCCUUAGACAUAUGCAAGGCCACUCCAUCCAGUGCAUUGCAUCGGGUGGUCAAGCUCCAAACCUCAAAUUCUUUUUCUUUGCUCAAAAGGCUGAUGAACCUACAGCUUUCUUUCUUGUGGAAUGUCUCAUCAACACAUCAACAGCAAAGGCUCAGAUAAAGAUUAAGGCCGAUGAUCCCAGCAUUUCAGAAGUUUUUGCGACGGUGUUCCAAUCUGCACUUUCAAAGUUAGUUCCUUAGUUUCCGACGGAGAGAAUUGAUUGAUGUCGCUGUACUGAAUAUGCUUUUGAGGGUGUAUAGAGGCAGGGGUUUGAAACCCAACGGAUGAGAACAGUUAAAGAAUGAAUUGAUUGGCAAAUUCCCUUUUUUAAAUGCAGGCUCAAUUUGUUGUAAAAUUUCACAUUUUGUAGGUACCAAGAUUUCCAGUUACACUGAAGACCAUACUCUGCCAUGUUUUGAAUUGUAUGUAAUGUUUACCUGUUUAGAAUGCAAUAAGGACGGGUAUUUUCUUGCCUAGCCUUAAUUUUUUCA
Asparagus officinalis (garden asparagus) is the source of this 2854-nucleotide messenger RNA. Its product is annotated as beta-adaptin-like protein A. Bases 53 to 2563 code for a protein of 836 amino acids. NCBI's taxonomy places the organism in Eukaryota, Viridiplantae, Streptophyta, Magnoliopsida, Asparagales, Asparagaceae. Gene Ontology annotation, biological process: intracellular protein transport; vesicle-mediated transport. The record is from RefSeq and is a predicted model, not a curated record. The transcript has 12 exons. Gene Ontology annotation, cellular component: clathrin adaptor complex; membrane coat. Gene Ontology annotation, molecular function: clathrin binding.